CCCCAAACUCCUCAACAAAACUCCACUUCUUUUCACAGGUUUCAGUAAUAUUUGGAAUCUCUGCUGAGCUCCAUGGCGUUGUCUGGAACAGGCACACUGGUGGUUUCCCUUGUCUCUAAGAUCACAGCUUCAGCAGCCAUGGUCAAAGCUGGAGGGGCAGUCUCUGGCACAAUUCUAGCUGGUUCACAGGGGCUCAACCUGUUAGCCCAGACUGCCCUGGGCUCUGGAGCAUCUGUACUUGCAUCUUCCUUGGGGGCACUCAAGGCUGGCACCAUCCUGUCGGCCUGCCCUGCCUCUGUGUUAGCGGUUUGCCCCACUGCAGCCAAGGCUGCUGUUGCUGUGCUUGGGGGAGCCAUGACUGUAGCUGCUGUGCCCCCAGUGCUGAGUGCUGUGGGCUUCACUGGGACAGGGAUUGCUGCCUCAUCUCUAGCAGCUAAGAUGAUGUCCCUGUCAGCUAUUGCUAAUGGGGGCGGAGUUGCAGCUGGUGGCUUGGUGGCCACUCUGCAGUCAGUGGGAGCUGCCGGACUUUCCAUGCCAUCUCAAGUCCUCUUGGGGUCUGCAGGAACUGCCCUUGUGGCCAGUGUGAUGGGCAUCUCUGGUAGUUCCAACCCUUCUGUCCUCAGAGAAGAGGACAGGGAAGCAGAGAUGAUACCUCCCAGCUUGUUUAACUCAGAUUGUGAGAAGUUACCUCCAGGAGACGAUCUGUCCUCCUGGGCUUAGGAGAUUCUGCCAUUGUAGCUAGUGUGGUGGGCAUCAACAAAUCCUCCAGCCCUUCUUUCCUCUGAGAAGAGGGCAUGGAUCCAGGACCAUCACUUCCCUGGUUUUCCAAGGAAGAUGAGGAUCUGUUAAACCCAGGGGCCAAUCAGGCAACAACAAAUGUCAAAUUGGAAAUAAGAAAUAAAACCAAUUGUUGCAACCCU
This is a messenger RNA of Phodopus roborovskii (desert hamster), 920 nucleotides long. Its product is annotated as interferon alpha-inducible protein 27-like protein 2. The transcript is spliced from 5 exons. Gene Ontology annotation, cellular component: membrane; mitochondrion. The record is from RefSeq and is a predicted model, not a curated record. NCBI's taxonomy places the organism in Eukaryota, Metazoa, Chordata, Mammalia, Rodentia, Cricetidae. Gene Ontology annotation, biological process: apoptotic signaling pathway. Bases 73 to 720 code for a protein of 215 amino acids.